Molecule: messenger RNA, 1581 nt
Organism: Mya arenaria
Lineage: Eukaryota; Metazoa; Mollusca; Bivalvia; Myida; Myidae
Product: DNA ligase 1-like
Exons: 2
Coding region: 511-1581 (356 amino acids)
Source: RefSeq, a predicted model, not a curated record
UUCUUAAAAAGAAGGAGGUUCACCUGUAAGAUUUUCAGGGUUAAAAAUCUGUAGAGUCCGUAACCAUGGGUUUGUAUCUACAUAUGUAUUAAUGACAGAAAUGUGGCAUUCCACAAAUAAAAACCUCUGUAUGAGUAUGUUUAAUGGCUGAAAUAUUUUUGGAAUAUUUUGAUUUUAAGUUGCAUUUUUUUACAUAUUUAAUGUUACGGACACUACAAAAUCUGCCUUCAAAUUUUGAUUUGAAAUUUCCAUUGUUUUCAAUAGCAUAUUUCCUUAUAUUUUUUCAUGGUAAAAGCAAUUUUUUUAUUGUGCAAUAUUGCAUCAUCUUUUAACUAUUGGAAAAUACCAAUAAAACGGCUGAUGCAACAAUAUUUGUGAUGAAUUAUUGCAUCAUCCAAAACAACCGCCUUUCUAAGAAAUACAACAGUCCAGCUGUAAUGAUGGAAUCAGCUAAGAAAAUGGCUUAUUUUGGGUAAUAGUCGGUCAGAUUCCAGCAAGAAGUCCUUUCAAAUGGAAAACAUUAAAGGUGUUGGUUCCAGUGAUGCUCUAGAAGAGAGCCGAAAAUCAUCACUGCGAUCCCGGAAACUUGAAAAAAAUGCUGAAAUGAAUGCUGAAAAGAAUGAAGACAUAGAAAAGAAGCAAAAGGAGAAAAACAGGCUGAAAGUCAAGGCAUGGAGAAUGCGUCAGAAAACAGAAAACUCCACAAAAUAUUCUGAAAUCAAAAAGAAAGACACAGAAAGAAAGAAGGAAGCUCGAAUGAAAGUGAAACUCAUGGCCAAUUCAGAUCCUGAAUUAAAAGCCUCCUUAAGAAAGAAAAAAGCUGAAGAAAUGAAAAGAUACAGACAGAGAAAAAAGAUGAAAACAACAUGUUCUUCUGAAGAUCCUGGUGUUAAAAAGAGUAAGAAACCGGCUCUGGAAGAAAAAAAGAAAAAAGCUGUGAAGCGAACACAAGCCUGGAGAAUGCGAAUUAAACUUAAGUCUCCUACAAUUCCAAUUGUUAACACAGUUGAUGAAAAUGACAGUCAUGGAGAAAGCAGACAGAACAAAAGUAACUUAUCCCGUGCAACAGUAUACAGACGAGCGCAAAUGGUGAAAGGCAUUCUGCCUAGGACACCAAAGAAGAAAGCCGCCAUUUUAAAGAAGCUUAUUGAGUCACCUUCAACAUCCAAAGUACUUUCUGACCAAGGAGUAACAAUGACACCAGCUUGUAAGAAGAAACUUGAAGUAGCAGAUGCUAUAGUGAAUUCCUUGAAAGAAAGUAUUUCCGAAGUAAACAUUGGUGUUCGAAAAGACAGAGAAAAGAAACAUGCAUAUGAUGUAAUACGUGAAUCAGUACUAAGGAAAUACAAACAGAUCACAGUUAGUAAAUAUUUCAAUGUGUCUUACAAGACAAGGAAGAUGAGAAAUGAAUGGUGGAAAAAGAAACAGAGAAAAACAAGAUGUGAUGUGAUAAGUGAUCAUGUGAAACAAUCAGUGAAAGAGUUCUACCUGAGUGCUGAAAUUAGCAGAGAGGUGCCAUCCAAACGUGAUGUUGUUAGAAUCAAAACUCAGACUGGUAUGUUGGUAAAGACUAUGAGCUGA